AUGGUCGACUACCAUAACGAGGCACAAGAUGCUGUGGUGAUCGAGAAGGAGGAUGCUCUUCGCAUGCACAAUCAACUCGGCAACGACUACGACAAUGUUGUCAAGGGCGCUCAGGCAGCCGCUGACUACGACCACCAGGAUCUGGGAGUGGUAGCUGCCUUCCGCAAGCACUGGAAGGCAGCUCUGUGGAGUAUCGGGCUGUCGACAGCUCUGGUGAUGGAAGGCUACGAUGUCGUCGUCAUCAACAGCUUCUACGGUUCCAACGCCUUCAUCGACCGGUUCGGUACUGUGUUGGGUAACGGCGAAAAGGUCAUCACGGCACCUUGGCAGACAGGUCUUUCCAACUCGGCUCUCGUUGGCGAAGUGUUUGGACUGAUGCUUCAGGGCUAUGCUUCCGACCGCUGGGGCUACCGGCCUGUCUACAUGGCCUCGAUGGCGUUCAUGACCGCAACGAUCUUCAUGCCCGUCUUUGCCAUUUCCCUUCCCAUGCUCUCUGCAGGUGAAAUUUUGAUGGGCGUGCCGUGGGGGGUCUUCCAAUCCCUUACCACCACCUACGCCGCCGAGAUCUGCCCCAUCAUGCUGCGACCCUACAUGACUUCGUACGUCUGCUUCUGCUGGGGGCUUGGGAUCUUCCUCUCUUCGAUCGUGGUGCGUGCGACGCUCAACAUGGAGGGACAGUGGGCAUGGAGGAUGCCAUUCGCGCUUCAGUGGGUCUGGCCUAUCCCGCUGUUGUUGAUUGCAUACUUUGCACCCGAAUCGCCAUGGCACUACGUGCGCAAGGGACGGUACGAGGACGCCAAGGCAUCGCUUCGUAGGAUGCAGACCAAGAGCAGCGGCGAGGACGAGUCGCACAUCGAGAACCAGGUCGACUUUAUGAAGCACACCAACGCGCUCGAGAUCGCCGAGCAGGCCGGCGCCUCGUACCGCGAGUGCUUCCGUGGAACGUCGACGCGGCGUACGCUGCUCGUCUGCGUCGUCUACUCGCUCCAGUGGUGGUGUGGAAACCCUCUGAUGUCUUACGCCGUCACUUUCUUCCGCCGCGCCGGUCUCAGCCAGAACAAUGCCUUCAACCUCAAUAUCGUCAUGAACACCACCUACAUGAUUGGAACGGUGACGUCUUGGUUCCUUCUGCGCGGUAUGGGUCGACGAACUCUGUACCUGCUUGGUGCUGUCCUCUGCUGUGUCCACCUCAUCAUCAUCGGCACCUUGGGUUGCUUCGAAUCGCAGGCUGUCUCGUGGGCAACGGGAGCUAUCCUCAUCUCCUUUGCGCUCUUCUACAACUGCACCAUCGGACCGGGAGCUUACACCAUCAUCGCUGAGAUCCCUUCGACGCGUCUGCUUGCCAGAUCGAUCGGACUCGCACGUCUCACCUACGUGCUCACGGGUCUGAUCACCAACACGCUCACACCACGCAUGCUCUCCCCCGACGCGUGGAACUGGGGAGCCCGCGGUGCGUUCUUGUACCUCGGCACUUGCGGCAUCAUCCUUGUGAUCCUCUUCUUUGGCCUGCCCGAGUCGCGCAACCGCACAUCGGCCGAGAUGGACGAGCUGUUUGCACACGGCGUACCCGCACGUCAAUUCGCCUCGACCGAGGUGAGCCUCUACCAGGCCAACAACCACAACUCGCAUUCUUCCACAGCCUCCAGCCACCUACAGGCUGACCAGGAGGUCAAGGACGAGAAGAACCCUGCUGACGGUGUUCACAUCCUUACCAGCGACGCAAGCCAGUAA
Pseudozyma hubeiensis SY62 is the source of this 1731-nucleotide messenger RNA. RefSeq lists its product as hypothetical. Lineage: Eukaryota; Fungi; Basidiomycota; Ustilaginomycetes; Ustilaginales; Ustilaginaceae. Gene Ontology annotation, biological process: transmembrane transport; carbohydrate transport. Gene Ontology annotation, cellular component: membrane. Gene Ontology annotation, molecular function: carbohydrate:proton symporter activity. The transcript has a single exon. The record is from RefSeq and is a predicted model, not a curated record. The coding region runs from base 1 to 1731 and encodes 576 amino acids.